AUGGCGCUUUCCAUGAUACGAGAUAGGCUGCUUUCGUUGUGGUCGACACUCAGGAGCUGGGGUGCUGCCCUUUUGCGUCGCCAUUCACCUCUUACCACUCUGUUAAGUCGCUGGUUAACCUGGGGCGUGAAAUCGGGAAACCAAUCUGAUCCGAACAUCAAUGACGUUAUUGAAAUUGAGAGAGAUGCAAAAGGCGAAUUCAUCUGUGGCGGCUUGACAGGAAUAGUUGAACUGCUUGAUAAUGACACUGUCAUCAAGUCACCUUUCCCCGGCCCUAUGAUGGAAGACCAUAUUCAAGACAUCGCUAAGGAGGCGGUUAUAUAUCGGCGAAUCGGUCCCCAUGAGAGGCUUGUUAGGCUAGUCAGUCAUUCAAGUGAUGGCAUUAUACUUGAGUAUAUGCCAAAUGGCGAUCUCAAGAGAUAUUUGCAAUCUCAUGAGUCGAGCUCAGUUCCAAGGAGUCUCAAAUUAACUUGGGCGUACCAAGUAUCGGAAGCGGUCCAGCUUCUCCAUAAUAGCAAUAUUCUUCACUGUGACAUAAAACCACGAAAUCUUCUUCUGGAUAACGAACUUAAUAUCAAAAUAAUCGAUUUCUCCGGCUCAUCUCUAGAUGGUUCUAAACCAACUUCAGGUGAAGGAACUCGAUUCUAUCUGCCACGCGACUGGAGAGAACCGCCAACUAUAGCAACAGAUCUUUUUGCGCUAGGCUCGACUCUCUAUGAAAUUUUCCAGGGAAAUAGUCCUUUUGAAGAUAUUCCAAGUGAUGAAGUGACAAUACGUUAUGAGGCCCAGCAAUUUCCAAAUGUUUCCGAUAUUCCAUGCGGCGAAAUAAUUGAAAAGUGUUGGCGGUCAGAGAUAAAGUCUGCUCAAGAAGUACAAACUGCUAUCAGAAACCUUGUCAACAUAUAA
Trichophyton rubrum CBS 118892 is the source of this 906-nucleotide messenger RNA. Its product is annotated as serine/threonine protein kinase. The coding region runs from base 1 to 906 and encodes 301 amino acids. NCBI's taxonomy places the organism in Eukaryota, Fungi, Ascomycota, Eurotiomycetes, Onygenales, Arthrodermataceae. The record is from RefSeq and is a predicted model, not a curated record. Gene Ontology annotation, cellular component: cytoplasm. Gene Ontology annotation, biological process: protein phosphorylation. Gene Ontology annotation, molecular function: protein kinase activity; ATP binding. The transcript is spliced from 2 exons.